This is a messenger RNA of Thunnus maccoyii (southern bluefin tuna), 858 nucleotides long. RefSeq names its product guanylate kinase 1b (gene guk1b). The transcript has 9 exons. The record is from RefSeq and is a predicted model, not a curated record. Gene Ontology annotation, biological process: purine nucleotide metabolic process. Gene Ontology annotation, molecular function: GMP kinase activity. Bases 79 to 798 code for a protein of 239 amino acids. Gene Ontology annotation, cellular component: cytosol. NCBI's taxonomy places the organism in Eukaryota, Metazoa, Chordata, Actinopteri, Scombriformes, Scombridae.
CAGCCCAUUAAGAAGCCUGGCUGAACAAUCACCUGCUAUUCAACGUCUCUACGACACGGACACUGUGAGGAAAGAACAAUGUCAGGACCGAGGCCCGUGGUGCUGAGCGGCCCCUCCGGAGCAGGGAAGAGCACUCUGAUGAAGAGGCUGAUGAAGGAACACGAAGGCGUCUUUGGAUUCAGCGUGUCACACACAACGAGAAACCCUCGACCAGGAGAGGAAGAUGGCAAAGGGCUGAACAGGCUCCCCAUGCUUCUGGGGGCUACUUUACUUCCCGUAGCAGACGUCUUUUCCUCUGAAGACUUAGAAAUGUCAACCUCAUUUUCGUGUCCAAACGAAUCAGAAACCACAGAUAAAGACUACCACUUUACAACGAGAGAGGCCAUGCAGGAGGGCAUUGAAAAGGGCGACUUCAUUGAGAAUGCUGAGUUUUCCGGCAACUUGUACGGAACAAGUAAAGCUGCCAUAGAAGAUGUGCAGGCCCAGAACCUCAUCUGCAUCCUAGAUGUGGACAUCCAGGGGGUGAACAGGAUUAAAGAGACUGACUUGAACCCCAUCUACAUCUCCAUCCAGCCUCCCUCUAUGGAGAUCCUGGAAAAGCGUCUGAGGGACAGGCAGACAGAGACAGAGGAGAGCUUACAGAAACGCCUGGAGGCAGCACGCAUUGAUAUGGAGCUCAGUAAGGAGCCAGGAGUGUUUGAUGUCAUUAUCAUCAACGAUGACUUAGAGCGCGCCUACGAGGAGCUGAAAGACAUCCUCAGUGAAGAAAUCCAAAAAGUUCAGGAGGCCAAAUCAUAAGAAGGAAAAGAAUCAACACUUGUGACUCUAGCCUGAAUAACUCCAUCUUCAUUGACAAUG